AUGCAGUUCCAGCUCGUCGCCGCCCUGGCCGCCACACUGGCCGUAGCCGCCCCCUCGGAGGCCCCCAACGGCCCCAGGAUCGUCAAGAUUGAUGAGAGCUUCCCGCACGGCAUCGGCGGUGCCCUCGACAAGGUCGCCCAACCGGGCACCGCCGCCCCCGCCGGCACCAUGCACACCAGCUCGUACCGUGUCCGGAUCACCUACAUCAACCGAGACAACACGUCCAUCAUCGUCGGCCACUCGCUGGACCCGAGUUCCCCCAACGCCAACGCCUACGGCGACUUCCACCUUGGCGUCGGCCAGGACCGCACGCUCGAGUACUUCAACGGCUUCCGCGGCAUGGCUCACAUCAACCUGGAUAGCCCUGGAUACCGUCUGACCAAGGCCGACGAGUCUGGUGUUGAAGUCUCCUACGUCAACUCUCCAGGGGUUGGCCUGGCUGGUGACGUUGACGUUAGCUACGUUGACGGUUUCUCCCGCUCCAUUAGCUGCAAGUGCGUUGACAACAACCGCACUGUCGGCUGCUCCAAGGAGCUCUGGGCCCUCCACCACUGCCCUAAUGACAACGGUGUUGGUUCUUGCAGAAACCCCAGGCGCACCGACGACCACGCCACCUCGCCCACCGAGUUCUUCGCCCCUUGCACUUACCAUGGCGGUGCCUUCACAUACCCCCGUGCCGAUGCCAACACUCUCUACAACGGCUGCCCCUCUGAGCGCUACGUCUGCUGCAUUGGUCACGGCGAUGAGUGCAUGCGCUACAACAACGACCCCCGCAAGUAA
Molecule: messenger RNA, 780 nt
Organism: Cordyceps fumosorosea ARSEF 2679
Lineage: Eukaryota; Fungi; Ascomycota; Sordariomycetes; Hypocreales; Cordycipitaceae
Exons: 4
Coding region: 1-780 (259 amino acids)
Source: RefSeq, a predicted model, not a curated record